Messenger RNA from Anguilla rostrata (American eel), 5292 nucleotides. RefSeq names its product polyhomeotic homolog 2b (Drosophila) (gene phc2b). NCBI's taxonomy places the organism in Eukaryota, Metazoa, Chordata, Actinopteri, Anguilliformes, Anguillidae. The transcript has 18 exons. The coding region runs from base 206 to 2620 and encodes 804 amino acids. The record is from RefSeq and is a predicted model, not a curated record. Gene Ontology annotation, cellular component: nucleus; PRC1 complex. Gene Ontology annotation, biological process: negative regulation of DNA-templated transcription. Gene Ontology annotation, molecular function: histone binding; zinc ion binding; chromatin binding.
UUUUCCCUCUCUCUCUCGCUCGCUCGCUCUGCUCCUCCUGGGCUGUUUCGAGCUGUCGGGCUGAAGGAGACCCAGAUAUGGUGUAGGAUAUCAGAGCAGAAAGCAGAACCUGCAGGCAAGGAGGGAGUCCAGGCCUGGGAGAAAGGUAAAGAGACUUUGCGGCUGUGGCAGCUGAGCAGACAGGGCCCCCCUGUUGAGAGGCACUAUGGACAGUGAACAGGGCACCCUGGCCUCCAGCUCCACCACCACCCCCAUCAGCAGCAGCAGUACCUCGAACAACAGCACCACCAGCAGCACCAGCACCAGCACCAGCAACACUAGCAGCUCUGCAAGGCCGUCUGUACCCCAGAUUUCCGUCUACAGUGGGAUCCCCGACAGACAGACCGUCCAGGUGAUCCAGCAGGCCCUGCACAGGCAGCCCAGCACGGCUGCGCAGUAUCUGCAGCAGAUGUACGCAGCGCAGCAGCAGCACCUCAUGCUGCAUACCGCAGCCCUGCAGCAGCAGCAGCUCAACAGCGCGCAGCUACAGAGCCUGGCUGCCGUGCAGCAGGCCAGCAUUGCUGCUGGGAGACAAGGAUCAAAUCAAAAUGGAACAUCUUCCCCGCAGACAGGAUCUUCCCAAACCACGAUAAACCUGGCCACACCCCCAGCAGCAGCUCAGCUAAUCAGCAGGGCGCAGAGUGUCAGCUCCGCCCCCACCGGGAUCUCGCAGCCAGCUGUGUUGCUAGGCAACCCCUCUAGCCCCACCCUCACUGCCAGCCAGGCACAGAUGUACCUCCGAGCUCAGAUGCUCAUCUUUACCCCUACUGCCACUGUCACCACCGUGCCACCCGAGCCCACAGCCCCACCUGCUGGACAACAGCCUGCCACUGCACAGGUGCAGAACUUGGCCAUUCGAGGCCAGCAGGGGGCAACACUGCCAGCCUCCCCGUCCCAAGCCCAGCUGCAGGGCCUGAGCCUCAAACAGCCCACUUCCUUGCUAAAGGGUGCGGCUCAGGGGGUCCAGGGGCCCGUGUCGAAGGGGGUCCCGCCCGAGAUCACCCCAGAGGGGGGGAAGAAGGGGGAAGGAGCUGCUGGAGCGGAGCCUCGUGUGGUUAACAUGAGCCGCAGCACCACCAUCAGCAGCCACCCACUCAUUGCUCCAGCAUAUGCUCAGAUCCAGCUCCACCAAAACAAGCAGCAGGGCUUUGUGAUCCAGCAGCACAACCCCCCCCGGACCCAGACCCAGCUCCUGCAUACCACCAUUCCGCCACCCAUUCCGGUGCUCCCCAAACCAGCUCCCUCUCAGCAGGCCACCAUCUUCCACUCCACCGUCAGCCCCCUGGCGCUAGGGCACCACGCCCAGGCCCCUCCCACCCUGAGCCAGAACAAAGUUCAGCCGGUCCAGCUCACCGCCAUCAACCUGCAGAUCCAGCCCACCCCCACGGCAGCCGCCCGAUUGGUCCAGGACAGUGUCAGUAAGGACAGUAAACCCGCCCCCCAGGUGGUGAAGGAGUGCCCGCCCACCCCCAUCUCCCCACAGCCCACAUCUGUACCCCCCCAGAGGGCUAACACAGAUCAGCAGGAAACAGACACCAGUAAUCCCCCCCCACAAGGUACAGGUGUUGCUGAGAGGAACGGUUCCGGGCCAGUUUUGGGCUUCCCUCCAGCCAUGACCUCAGGAAACGAAAACGACGCCCCGACUGUGACUGGCAGCACACCGCAGAACGGGGAGAGCAAACCGCCGCAAGCCAUCGUGAAACCGCAGGUCCUCACGCACGUCAUUGAGGGAUUCGUCAUCCAGGAGGGAGCAGAGCCCUUCCCAGUUGAGCGCGUGCCACUGCUGGUGGACGGCCUGAAGAAAGCCGCACAGCAACAGCCCUCUGACCCAGAGAAAACCCCGCAGAGCAACCCCCCCCACGCCCCCGACUCCGACAUGGAAGACCUGUCCCAGCAGGAACUGAGACCGCAGGAAGCAGAAGAGCCCAAACUGCAGUGUGAGUUCUGUGGCUGGGUGGACUUUGCUUACAACUUCAAAGGCACAAAGAGAUUCUGCUCCACAGUCUGUGCAAAAAGGUACAACGUGGGCUGCUCGAAGCGGAUUGGACUUUUCCACCCAGACAGAAGUAAAAGCAGCAGCCGCUGGCGACGGAGAGCUCGCAACGGCACCCGCCACAACCCAGAGGCCAAAAAGCAGAAGCGAGCUGCUCCUCAGCAGUCGAUAGGGGGGUCUGUGUCAUCCCCACUCCCGUCCCAUCCCAGUCAGGGGGAGUCCAGCCCGUGCUCCGACAUCUCCAGCUUCGAGGGUCCCCCCUCCCCUCUGUCUGGGGCCAGCUCGGGCCCCCCGGCCCCCCAGGGCCAGCGUGGAGCCGACCAGGAAGGGACCCCUGCCAGAGAGCCUCCCAUCUUCAACCAGCACUUCCUGCCCAGCGACCCCACCCAGUGGAGCGUGGAGGAAGUGCAGCGGUUCAUCCGCUCGUUGCCAGGUUGCCAGGAGAUAGCGGAGGAGUUUCGCUCCCAGGAGAUUGACGGACAGGCCCUGCUUCUCCUGAAGGAAGACCAUCUCAUGAGUGCCAUGAACAUCAAGUUGGGUCCAGCACUCAAGAUUUACGCCCACAUCAGCCUGCUCAAAGACUCAUAGCCAAAGCCACGCCCACAUCAGCCUGAAGCCACGCCCUCAGGCUUCUCAGACUCCUCUCCAGACGCCAGCAGCUCUCAGGACACGCCCACCCUGCGGCUCAUUUAAGCAGACGCAUGCAGAGACUGAGCCCUGCACUGAGCAGCGGACAUUACCCACUGUGUGAUGGAUGCAGGGUGAGUGACAUUACCCACUGUGUGAUGGAUGCAGGGUGAGUGACAUGUGGGGUGAGUGAUGGGUGCAGGGUGAGUGACAUUACCCACUGUGUGAUGGAUGCAGGGUGAGUGACAUUACCCACUGUGUGAUGGAUGCAGGGUGAGUGACAUUACCCACUGUGUGAUGGAUGCAGGGUGAGUUGUGUGUGGGGUGAGUGAUGGGUGCAGGGUGAGUGUGUGUGGGGUGAGUGAUGGGUGCAGGGUGAGUGUGUGUGGGGUGAGUGAUGGGUGCAGGGUGAGUGUGUGUGGGGUGAGUGAUGGGUGCAGGGUGAGUGUGUGUGGGGUGAGUGAUGGGUGCAGGGUGAGUGUGUGUGGGGUGAGUGAUGGGUGCAGGGUGAGUGUGUGUGGGGUGAUUGAUGGGUGCAGGGUGAGUGUGUGUGGGGUGAGUGUGUGUGGGGCGAGUUGUUUUUCAGACUCCACUGAUGAGACUGCUCCUCUGGGGCUGGUCGGACUGUAUGCUGGUAAACUCUUCCUCUCUGAGACUGGGGGGUGAUUAUGGCGGGGUGAAAUCUGGCUGACUUGAGACUUCAGGGCUGGGGAGGCAGCCUAUCCACACUGAUGGCUCCACUGCACUACGGCCUCCAGGGGGCAGUCCUGCGCCAGGCCACUCCCACAGGCACAGACGGACAGGUGCAUGUGCACAGGAAGUGCAGACAGGAUUCGCCGCGGCUAAACGAAGAGACUGCACAUUACUGAGCCUUUUUAGUGCUGGAGAUGGACUAUGGGUGCUAUCAGCCAUAUGGAGACUUUCUGUUCUUAUCGUGUAAUUAUAAUAUAUUUUGAAUACUUAAGUUGAAUAUUAUGGCCGAGUGGGUGGGGGAUGUAGUGUUGCUUUCUCGUUAAGAUGUUGGAGCUCAGUGUCUUCAAUAAACUGCACAGGGGUGCCCACGCUCGCCCUUAUGGGUGCCCAUGCUCACUACAGCCCUUGUGUGCCCACGCUCACUACAGCCCUUGUGUGCCCACGCUCACUACAGUCCUUGUGUGCCCACGCUCACUACAGCCCUUGUGUGUGCCCACGCUCACUACAGCCCUUAUGUGCCCACGCUCACUACAGCCCUUAUGUGCCCACACUCACUACAGCCCUUAUGUGCCCACGCUCACUACAGCCCUUAUGUCCCCACGCUCACUACAGCCCUUAUGGGUGCCCACGCUCACUACAGCCCUUGUGUGCCCACGCUCACUACAGCCCUUAUGUGCCCACGCUCACUACAGCCCUUAUGUGCCCACGCUCACUACAGCCCUUAUGUGCCCACGCUCACUACAGUCCUUGUGUGCCCACGCUCACUACAGCCCUUAUGGGUGCCCACGCUCACUACAGCCCUUAUGUGCCCACGCUCACUACAGCCCUUAUGUGCCCACGCUCACUACAGCCCUUAUGUGCCCCAGCAUAGCCACUCACUCAGUCACACAGCCAUGGUCCUUUCAUACAAAAGCAAUACUGUGUUUACAUCCUCUAAUUUAUCCACCUAACAGCCGGAAGAGCUAACAUACUCAGUAAGGUUCAAUGGCAGGGUUCUCCCUUGUAGAUUUGUAUUAAAGAACAUCUUUGGAAGAUUCAUAUAUCCUUUUUGCAAUCAAACCAGUGAUUUGACUUCAUCUCUGAAAUGGAUUGACUGUUCUUACUUUGACCAAAACCUCUGGCCCUCCUCCCUCAAUACUGAGAGUGAUGGAGGUGUAGAUUUGGUGCGGAAACUGGUUGUCAUGGGAAUCCCCAGUGGAAAUGUCCGCCUGCAUGCUCAUAUUCUUUCAAACAUUUAACCCUAUUAGUGCUUUAUGCAGCUCAGAAAGACCCAACAUAAUGAAAUUAAAAAUUGUCUUUCUGCGGUUACCCACUAUUUUUAAAAAUCAACUAUUUAAUUUGUUAUCCUAAAAUGUCCCUGAAACCACUCCACUGAAAAGAUGCAGCUUUCUAAGCCAAUGAGGGGGUCCGACUGACUGUUCUAUUGAAGGUGGACUCACAGGAGCGAGGGCAGAUGUCAGGGAUCAUGGCUGAGAUUUGGUGACAGCUCCCCCCCCCCCAUCGUUCUGAAUUAUGACCAAACUACAUUCACAUCAGAACUCGAGGAAUAGAGCUUUCAUCUCCACUUUUACUUUAGUGAGGUAAACACUUGCUAUUUAAUCUACAGUAAAUGAGUAAAUAGCUUAAUUAAAAAAAUAUAUGUUCAAUAAAACUUCCUGUAUAACUGCUUUCUCUUUAGACAUGACAGAAGUACAUAUGAAUUAGGAGUUGAUGUUUUUGCUGGGGGGUGACCGUGUGUGUUUGGGUCUGUUUUUGGGGACAGUGUCCAAACUGUAAUGUGCUUCUCCUGCAGAGACCCAAGACCUUUUGUGUUGUGUUUGUGUCUGGUGGGGAAUGUUAUUCUCUCUUUUUUAAAGGAUAAUGCUUUGUCAAAUGUUUGUAUUUAUCAGGCAAAUUUUUUGUAUAUGUUUUUUUUUACUUGGAAAAAUAAUUUAAAAGAA